Molecule: messenger RNA, 1323 nt
Organism: Linum tenue
Lineage: Eukaryota; Viridiplantae; Streptophyta; Magnoliopsida; Malpighiales; Linaceae
Source: the annotation of a GenBank genome assembly
UGUGUCAGGGCCUUUGCAAGCGAUCGACGUAUCCGUGGGUGGGAGACUCAGAGAUGGUGGGCCAUAGGGGGGCUGGAAGGGUUUAUUGAAAGGAGAUGUACUGCUCAGUGGCUCUGCAAGUGGCUUAGGGCAAGGUCAGAGUAUUUGAGGUGUGGAGCAUUUAAGAGGUGGGAGUCGUGCCGGUUUCAGAGGCUGAGAGAGAAGGGAGGUAUGGGAGAAGAGAGGUUUGUUCAUCGCCUCUCUCAGGAACAGAAGGAUCCGAGCUCUGCAUCAGAGUUGAUUCAUCCUUCAACUGUGAAUCUCCUAUGGGAUUUGAGUGUCCUGGAGUGGAUUUGGAGCUAUUUGGAAGAGGGAGGGAGGAUUCGAAGAACACCCAGAACCACAGAAGAUUGGUUGGAGCAAGAAGGGAGUGAGCUCUGCGUUGUCCACGGUGGGAAACUGAACAACGGAUUCAAGCGGUCAUUGCAAGCGGCCACCUAGGAAUGGACGAGAAUCCAUGUCUGACGUGGAGAGAACGCGGAGAAGACCUAGAAUCGCCAGAUCUGCUGCACCUAUUCCUUUGUUGAUCGGGGUUGGACAAUACCCACGACCCGGGAAGACGAAGUCCACGACAAAGGGAAACCAGAUUUGCGAACCAUGCCGUUGAAAGAAAUGCAGGCGACCAGUUCUUGACAGAGAUUUCGUUGGUCGGGGUGGAUUACUUGGAUUUGAAGGGCAAUCCGAAAAUGGAUUCCGGCAAUCUCCUCAUUGUUAGGCGGUCAAUUAAGCCAGUAAGGUCGCCUUUGCUGGAGCAAGAAGUAAUUGGUUCUAAGAUGAGUGGAACCUUUGGUUGGUCAAGAUGAGUGGAACCCUUGGUUGGUCAAUGGAUUCUAAGGGUACAGAGAGGGCUGCAAGAAGAUGCAGAUCAACGUAUUGCCGUUUUGCAUUUGCUGUAUUCUUAGACUACAACGAAGUGGUUGGGUGUUUGGAACAAGGAAUGAACACAUGUGUACGCUGGAUUAUCCCAUGGUGAUGGAUUUUUAAUCUUGCCAUCCGCUUUUUUGUAUUGUCUUUGGCCCAUUGCGGUUGCAGUAGGUUGCAUUCGGGUUUCGGGUAAUGAUAUUCUUCUUUUGUGUUGUUUGUGUGCUUUCCCUGCUCUUAAUGUUGAGCAUAGUGUUCGUUUGUGGAUUAGGAGAUGAUGUUAUUCGUCUGUCCGUUUGGCUGAUAGUUUCUUUUUUCCCGUUGAUGCACUGACGAGAAAAUUUGGUCUCCUGCUGUGGCCUUUCAUAGGAUUAUUAUGACAACAAAUUUUUAUUGUAUAGCUGUUGGCUGCAGAAUGAUCAA